Lecanosticta acicola is the source of this 879-nucleotide messenger RNA. NCBI's taxonomy places the organism in Eukaryota, Fungi, Ascomycota, Dothideomycetes, Mycosphaerellales, Mycosphaerellaceae. The record is from the annotation of a GenBank genome assembly.
AUGUCUGAGGACCUACAGGAUGAGUUGACCUCAAUAAAUUCCAUUUACGGAGACGAUACUCUAGCUUCGCUGAGUGAGAGCUCAUCCAUAUACUCGCUUUCUUUGCCCGCUCAACCUGCUUUAUCAUUACGCGUGGAGUUUCCAAAGGACUAUCCAGACGCGCCGCCAUCGAUCUUGGGGACCCAACAUGUUGGCGAAGAGAUUGCCAAGGGCGAAGGUACUACCAUUGUCGAGUUGGUCCGAACUAUACUGGCAGAGAUCUACUCUCCGGGAGCGCCAUGUAUCUUCGAUCUCGUGGAAGAGUCUGGACAGAGGCUUCAGCAGCUCGGCCUGGACCGAAGCUCAAAGAACCAGGAACAACAAGCUUCUCAAACGAACGGUCAGGAUGCGCAUCAUCACGACUACAGCGAGACGUACUCUGACGAACGACAGCCAUUGGAAGAACUAGGCGACCCACCACCUUGGACAUUAUCAGAGAUCAUCACGGAGAAGAAAUCUGUAUUCAUCGCCAGAGCAGCGCCAGUGUCUUCGGUAGAACAAGCCAAGACAUACCUUGCGCAUCUGCUUGCAACUGAUAAAAAAGUUGCCAAGGCCACGCAUAACAUCACGGCGUGGAGGAUACGUGGUGACAACGGGGUCCAAUUUCAGGACUGUGACGACGAUGGCGAAGAUGCCGCAGGUGGCAGGCUGCUACACCUUCUCGAAUUGAUGAACGUCUGGGGUACAAUGGUGGUGGUCAGUAGAUGGUACGGCGGCGUGAAGCUGGGGCCUGAUCGAUUUCGGAUCAUUAACCAAUGCGCGAGAGAUGCUAUCGUCAGGGAUGGCUUUGCGCCAUCUGAAGAUGCGAAAGAUGUGGGCAAGAAGAAGGGUAAGAAGUGA